AUGGCCAUUCCAACAACUCCGGCCGCGCCUCGCGUCUCGCAACCUCCGGUGCCUGAGGCGCCCAUCGACAUUGAGGCCUGGACCGAGGAGGCUUCGGAAGCCCUUGGCGCCAUUCACAUCACCCCUCCCGCCGCGCGCAUUGCGCCGCCUACCGCCAUCCGCGGCACGACCGUGACGCUGGACAUCCCGCUAGACGACCAUGUGCAGCCGCAUGCGCAAAGCGGCGAGAAUGGCCAGGCCACGGCUGCUCAGGCCGUCCGGACUGGAUACACGCGCCGGCAGGAGCCGCUCCGGCGCGACAGCUUGAAGCGGCGUGAGGCCCUCCUGAAGGGCAAGGAGGGCAGCCGCCAGCGGCGCCGCUGGGAGAACGACCGCCUCCUAAACAACCCUCACGCCCAGCCGCCGCUCCCUAGCGAUUGGGAGGUCCGCCCGCAGUACCAGUUCCACUAUGUGCCGUACGCCGUCGCGUCGUAUUGGGACAAGGAGCUGGCCGCGCGCAACGCGGCGCGCAACACGAAGGGUGCCAAGCCGGCAGUGAGCAAAGAGGAGGAAGCGGCGGCGGAGGCGCUGAAACAAGUGCGCGAGCGGCUGAAGAAGAAGCGCGCCGCGCGCAGCAUGCUGGAGGACAUCGAGCGCGAGGUGCGCAAGUUCGUCGAGAAGUGGGAGGACCGGGCGCGCAAGGACGAGCAGGACGAUCUGAUCGACCCUGAUUCUGAGGACGAACAGAUCGUCUUCGUCGGCCGCAACGGCCAGAUGAGUGACAUGCGUGCGGCCGAGGAAGAGCUGCGGAAGGACUUGAUGGUCUUCGACAGCUUGGUGGGCGACCGUAGCGCCGCGUUUGGCCGCUGGCUCGUUCACUCCAUCGCCGCCUACUAUGGGCUCGAGACCUGGUCCAUCACAACAGGCACACCCGCCAAGCGGGAGGCGUACAUCGGCAUCAAAGAGAACAGGCGAAAGACCGGCCACAGAAACGCCAUGCGCAGGCCAUUGCCGCAGCCCUUGUGGAGCAUGGUUUGA
Molecule: messenger RNA, 1017 nt
Organism: Lasiodiplodia theobromae
Lineage: Eukaryota; Fungi; Ascomycota; Dothideomycetes; Botryosphaeriales; Botryosphaeriaceae
Product: UV-damaged DNA-binding protein
Exons: 3
Coding region: 1-1017 (338 amino acids)
Molecular function (GO): nucleic acid binding
Source: RefSeq, a predicted model, not a curated record